AUAGUCUGGCCAGGGUUGUGGCCUCAGUCCUGCCCCUUAAGAGAUGGGAUCUUUGCCUAAAAGUUAUUGAGAAAUGAAGACUGCAGAAAGCCAAAAAAUGUCCAGGCUUUUCGUGCACACUGACAGCCAAACAGAAUGCUCUUUCCAUUUGCAGUUUUUUUAGUGUCAUUUUAAGUUGCAGCUUCCGGCCAAUCAGCGAGCCCCGUGCCUGCUGACAUCACGAACCAGCCAGUUCCCUCCAGCUGCAGAGAGCUUCAGUUUGUCUUUUUUUUUUUAACUAAAAUGGAGGCUGGUUUCUUGCCUUAAGGAGUACAUUGCCUUUCCCGCUGAAGUCUAGAUGUUGACAUGUAAUAAAGCGGGCAGCAGGAUGGUGGUGGAUGCGGCCAACUCCAAUGGGCCUUUCCAGCCCGUGGCCCUUCUCCAUAUUCGAGAUGUUCCUCCUGCUGAUCAAGAGAAGCUUUUUAUCCAGAAGUUACGUCAGUGUUGUGUCCUCUUUGACUUUGUUUCCGAUCCACUAAGUGACCUAAAGUGGAAGGAAGUAAAACGAGCUGCUUUAAGUGAAAUGGUAGAAUAUAUCACCCAUAAUCGGAAUGUGAUCACAGAGCCUAUUUACCCAGAAGUAGUCCAUAUGUUUGCAGUUAACAUGUUUCGAACAUUACCACCUUCCUCCAACCCUACGGGAGCAGAAUUUGACCCAGAGGAAGAUGAGCCAACGUUAGAAGCAGCCUGGCCUCACCUGCAGAAACUACAAAGAUACAGAAUUGUCCGUGUAUUUUCACUGAAAGUGACCGUGGAAUUGAGGUCGGAGGUCUUGCAAACAUGGAGGUCUUGCAAACAUUUCUCGGUUUGUGUGCCUGCUGUGCGCCCCAGGCCCAUCUGCUUGACUGAGUCUCCAGAUUUCCAACCUAAUAUAGCGAAGAAAUAUAUUGAUCAGAAGUUUGUAUUGCAGCUUUUAGAGCUCUUUGACAGUGAAGAUCCUCGCGAGAGAGAUUUUCUUAAAACUACCCUUCACCGAAUCUAUGGAAAAUUCUUAGGCUUAAGAGCUUACAUCAGAAAACAGAUAAAUAAUAUAUUUUAUAGAUUUAUUUAUGAAACAGAGCAUCACAAUGGCAUAGCAGAAUUACUGGAAAUACUGGGAAGUAUAAUUAAUGGAUUUGCCUUACCACUAAAAGAAGAGCACAAGAUUUUCUUAUUGAAGGUGUUAUUACCUUUGCACAAAGUGAAGUCUCUGAGCGUCUACCAUCCUCAGCUGGCAUACUGUGUAGUGCAGUUUUUAGAAAAGGACAGCACCCUCACUGAACCGGUGGUGAUGGCACUUCUCAAGUACUGGCCAAAGACUCACAGCCCAAAAGAAGUCAUGUUCCUAAAUGAACUAGAAGAGAUUCUAGACGUAAUUGAACCAUCAGAGUUUGUGAAGAUCAUGGAGCCUCUCUUCCGGCAGUUAGCCAAGUGUGUCUCCAGUCCCCACUUCCAGGUGGCAGAGCGGGCGCUGUAUUACUGGAAUAACGAGUACAUCAUGAGUCUCAUCAGUGACAAUGCAGCGAAGAUUCUGCCCAUCAUGUUUCCAUCCUUGUACCGCAACUCUAAGACCCACUGGAACAAGACAAUACAUGGCUUGAUAUACAAUGCGCUGAAACUCUUCAUGGAGAUGAACCAAAAACUAUUCGAUGACUGUACCCAGCAGUUUAAAGCAGAGAAACUGAAAGAGAAGCUAAAAAUGAAAGAACGAGAAGAAGCAUGGGUUAAAAUAGAAAACCUAGCCAAAGCAAACCCCCAGUACGCGGUGUGUAGUCAAGCGAGCACCGCGAGCCUUCCGGUGGCAGUGGAGACAGAUGGGCCUCUAUUGGAAGAUGUGCAGAUGCUGAGAGAGACAGUGAACGAAGAGGCUCGCCAGUCGGUCGGGAGGAAAGCAGUGACAACCAUGCAGUUAAGGAAGGUGUAGAAAGACGGAAGGUGGGAAGUGAAGGUAUUCCUUACUCAGUACGUAGAAGUGUAUUUAAGGCUUUUAUAUUUAGGAAAAGCACUGACAAUGUUAUGUACAUGAAGUAUUUUCCCUUUUUUCCCUGUCAUUCCAGCUUGUGAUGGUGAAGACGAAAUCUGGUCCCUCAAGAGAUUUUUGAUGAGUUCUGUCCUAAAUUCAGUAGUAAAACGUGCACUCUUCUGUAUGACCCACCCCGAUGUUGUUUUCCCAUUUACUGUAUAGAUUUAGCCUUUCAGCGCUGCCAUUUUGCUGCAGACAGAGGCCGUUUCUCUCCGGCUUGCGUCUCCGUAGGCGCGUCUGGGGCAGUGUGUCCGUCUGUCUUGUCUGCCCACCGUCAGCAGCAUGCUCGGCCCACACGUCCCUCCACCAGUGUCACUCGUCUAGGGGGACCGUCUGCAUGAUGUCCCACUCUC
Messenger RNA from Physeter macrocephalus (sperm whale), 2394 nucleotides. RefSeq names its product protein phosphatase 2 regulatory subunit B'gamma (gene PPP2R5C). NCBI's taxonomy places the organism in Eukaryota, Metazoa, Chordata, Mammalia, Artiodactyla, Physeteridae. The record is from RefSeq and is a predicted model, not a curated record. Gene Ontology annotation, cellular component: protein phosphatase type 2A complex; nucleus; cytosol. Gene Ontology annotation, biological process: protein dephosphorylation; signal transduction. The transcript has 15 exons. Gene Ontology annotation, molecular function: protein phosphatase activator activity. Bases 338 to 1942 code for a protein of 534 amino acids.